Messenger RNA from Didymodactylos carnosus, 1089 nucleotides. Lineage: Eukaryota; Metazoa; Rotifera; Eurotatoria; Philodinida; Philodinidae. The record is from the annotation of a GenBank genome assembly.
AUGACAGACUCUAAUACAAUUGUAUCAGCCAACGAUAAAACACCAGUUAGAACCGUAUCUUUGAUUAAAUCACUCUCAAGAGAUCUUCGUUCGCUUGAUUUACACAAUGAUCAUCCAAUAUUAUUGGUUUAUGCACGUGAAAUGAAAUUAUUAGCCACAGAGAUAUGUAUGUUUUCAAAUCAGCUGAUUAAAUUAGGUGAAAUUGAAUGGAAUUUAUUUCCUGAUACAUGGCCAAAUCUAUUUAUUAAACAUAGUGAAGUAAUACGUAAUAGUCAUGUAAUAUAUUUGGCAUCAUUACAUAAUCCAUCGACCAUAUUUGAACAAAUAUCAUUACUCUAUCAUUUACCAAAAUAUCAAUGUAUUAGUUUAAAAGUAUUAUUGCCCUAUUUUCCAACAGGUACAAUGGAACGUAUUCAAAUUCAAGGUGAAAUAGCGACAGCAUAUUCAUUAGCUGUUAUGUUAAGUGCAGUACCAUUAACACGAACAGGUCCCACUGAAAUUGUUACACUUGAUAUUCAUGCAUUACAAAAUCAAUUUUAUUUUUCAUCAAAUGUUGUUGUUCGUCUAGAAUCAACAAUUUGUUUACUUUUAAAUGAAUUAGAUAAAGAACAACAAAAUAAUCCACAUGGAGAUAAAUAUGCUAUUGCAUUUCCAGACGAUGGUGCACAUAAAAGAUAUUCACAUAUGUUCAAUUCAUGUGAUGAGAAGAAAUAUGAAGAAAUUAUUUGUAGUAAAAUUCGUCAAGAUGAUAAACGUAUAACAACAUUGCAAGAAGGUAAUCCUCAAGGAUAUCAUGUAAUUAUUAUCGAUGAUCUUGUACAAUCGGGUGGAACAUUGUUAGAAUGUGCAAAAACAUUGAAAGAAAAAGGGGCUAUAAAAGUGAGUGCCUAUGUAACACAUGGUAUAUUUCCAAAUGAAAGUUGGAAAAAAUUCUUACACAAUAAUAAUAAUACUAUAGAGAAAAACGAUGUGAAACUUGAUACAUUUUGGGUAACAAAUACAUAUCCAAAUACUGAAAUUCUUGUUGAUAAACCACCAUUUAAAGUAUUAUCAAUCGCAAAAUUAUUGUGUAACAUUUGUUUUAAUUAA